GGGAGAUAGAGAUAGAUAGAGAGAGAGAGAGAGAGAGAGGAGAGGAGAGGACGACGACAACGGACCGUGGACGGCUAUGGACGGACUGGUCGCCGACGAUGCGUCAGUUCACUGGAAGUUGCAUGCAUUAUCCAAUUCUUUAUGUGACUAUGAAGUGGAAAUCCGAAUUGUUGGCCUUGAAAGCUUUGUCAUUUAGAUUGAGCCUGAUUUGUCUUCUUUGUGGAAGUUCUAUUAUCUAAACUCAGUGGGAUGACAAGAAAGCAGAAGUGAUUAAGAUUCAAGAACAGAUAAAAGAAUUGGAAGUCAAGUAAGAAGGUAAAUGACUAAGAUGCCGUUCAAAGUUCACUUUUGUCGCAACAAACUAAACUCAGGAAGGGUGAUGCUGACCAGAUUGUACUGUUCAAGUGAAGCAAUAGAAGAAGUUUCUGAUACCACUAAAAGAAUAUGCAAAAUAAUGAUCUCUUGCCCAAAAUUAGGGCUUGAUACCCUCCUUGACCAGAGUGGGGUAAGGGUUUCACCAGAUGUUGUUGAAGAAGUACUCAAAAGAUUUGAAAAUGCUGGAAUGCUGACAUAUCGGUUCUUUGAAUGGGCUGGGAAACAACAUAAGUAUGAGCACAGCAUCAGAGCUUACCACUCUAUGAUUGAGUCUCUGGCCAAGAUAAGGCAAUAUAAAAUUGUGUGGGAUCUUGUGAACAGUAUGAGGAGCAAGAGAAUACUGAACAUUGAGACAUUUUGUAUUAUUAUGAGAAAGUAUGCCAGGGCCCAGAAGAUAGAGGAGGCAAUAUACACAUUCAACAUAAUGGAAAAAUAUGAUGUGCCACCAACUUUAGCAGCAUUUAAUGGCUUGUUGAGUGCUCUGUGUAAAGCCAAGAACGUGAGGAAAGCCCAAGAGAUUUUUGAUCAAAUGAAAGAUCGAUACAUUCCUGAUUUAAAAACCUACAGUAUAUUGAUAGAGGGGUGGGGAAGGGCUCCAAAUUUGCCAAAGGCAAGGGAAAUUUUCAGGGAGAUGAUUGACAUGGGUUGCAAUCCCGAUGAAGUAACCUACAGCAUUAUUGUUGACAUUCUCUGUAAAGCUGGAAGGGUCGAUGAAGCUGUUGAACUUGUUAAGAAUAUGUGUGCUGAGGGUUGUAGGCCAACGACAUUUAUUUAUAGUGUUCUAAUUCAUACUUAUGGAGUUGAGAAUCGGAUUGAAGAUGCUGUUGAUACAUUCUUUAAAAUGGAAAGUAAUGGAGUCAAGGCUGAUGUGGCUGUGUACAAUGCUUUGAUAAGUGCUUUCUGUAAAGUAAACAAGUUCCAGAAUGCAUUUAGGGUUUUGCAUGACAUGGAUACCAAGGGGGUCACACCCAAUUCAAGGACUUGCAAUAUCAUUCUAAACAGCUUCAUAGGCCGUGGUGAGACUGAUGAAGCUUUUAGUUUCUUCCGUCGUAUGAUCAAGAUUUGUGAGCCAGAUGCAGACACCUAUACGAUGAUGAUAAAGAUAUUUUGUGAAGCAGAUGAACUCGAGAUGGCUCAUAAGGUCUGGAAGUACAUGAAGUCAAAACAUUUUGUUCCAAGCAUGCACAUGUUUUCUGCACUAAUAAACGGAUUGUGUGAGAAGGGUGAUGUUUCAAGGGCUUGUGUUUUAAUGGAAGAGAUGAUAGAGAAAGGAAUGCGGCCAUCAAGGGUGACAUUUGGGAGGCUAAGACAAUUGCUCAUAAAAGAAGGAAGACAAGACGUGCUUGAAUUUCUGAACGACAAAUUGAAUCUUCUGGUCAAGGAACCCUUAUGUGAUUGAGGGCACCCUGUACUAAACGUGCUAAUGAAUAGUCAAGACUGUUUUUUGCAUGGAUCACUAGCAGCAGGAAAUCAGAGACUGGUGUUUACAAUGACAGGCAAAAUAUAAAAGCAAUAGUGAAAGAACUAAAAAAGCGAGGGCCAUAAAAGAAGGCAGGCACUAUCUACUUUUAAGACAUUCUUGUGGUGUUAAUUUCAUUGAAAAUCGGGGCAGCAUCUGGUCUCGCCGGGGGGGCAUUCGGGGAAAAAAAAAGUCCUAAGCUUCAGGUGGAUGCAGUGUCAAGAGGAGGGUGCUUGGUGUUCUAUGAUUCUUUCAUUUGUGUAUGUUUGGUUCUGUUGUUAACAGUUUUGAGUAGCCACUUUGUGCAAAAGAUAUGGUUGCUUCCAUCUCUGUUCUUAAUUUAUAUGCUUUGUGUUAGAACUUUGAAGCAUUAUUAUGGACUUUGUUGAUUGUUUCUCAUCAUAGAAAAUCUUCCUUCUAUGGAUUUUCUUGUUUUA
Molecule: messenger RNA, 2271 nt
Organism: Diospyros lotus (date-plum)
Lineage: Eukaryota; Viridiplantae; Streptophyta; Magnoliopsida; Ericales; Ebenaceae
Product: pentatricopeptide repeat-containing protein At1g77360, mitochondrial
Exons: 5
Coding region: 320-1774 (484 amino acids)
Molecular function (GO): protein binding
Source: RefSeq, a predicted model, not a curated record